AUGUCGACAUCCAACCUCGAGAUGGACGACUCGUUCCGCGUGCUCUCGCUGCCACCCACCGCUACGGAAGCCGAGAUCAAGAAGGCGUAUCGCAAGCUCUCGUUGCGCUAUCACCCGGACAAGGCAGGCAAAGAUGUCGACCCUGCGAAAGCUGCAGCGCGGUUCCACGAGAUCAACCUGGCGUACGAGACGCUCAUGGACCCGGUCGCGCGCGCACGUGCGGUGCAGCGCAACGCACAAGACGCCGCGAAGCGCGAGCGGCAGCAAGAGUACGAAGGCCGACGACGCCAGAUGGCCGACGAGCUGGAACGCAGCGAGGCAGAAGCGUUGCGCAAUCGGCAAGAUGCCGACAAGGCAGCACGGGAGCGGGCGGCAAAGAUCAUGGAGCUCCAGGCCGAGUCGCGCCGGCUGGUCAAGCGGAAGCAGGACGAGAUCGACGCCAAGGCGCGGCAGAAGCACGAGGCAUCCGCCGAGAAGCGACGCAAGGACGAAGAGCUCGUCAAGACAGAGCGUGAGCCGGAGCUGCAUGCGCUCGACAAGACCGUACGCAUCCAGUUCCCCGCAACCCAGCUCUCGCAUCUGGCUGGAACGCCCGCAGGAUCCAUCGUACCGCCGGAGGUGCCGCUGUCGUCGCCGCUGGCCAAUGCAUUGGCGAACCAGUUUGGAGCGCUGGAGCAUCUGCAGUUCCAGCUUCCGUCGGCAGGCAAGAAGCUCAAGCGCGAGCUGAUGGCGCUCGCCACGUUCAAGACGCUGCGCGACGCGUGGCAGGCGGUAGAAACCGGCGGAGAGAUGCGUUGCACCGGUCUGCUCCAGGAAUGCUUCAUCGGCUGGGCGAACUAUACCAAGGUGCAGCGAGGCGCCGAGUCGGAAGCGAAGGAGAAGGUGUACGUCGAGCCAAAGCGCGUCCGCUGGUACAAGGACCACGGUAUCUCGCGGCCGAGGGAUGUCGGUCGCGUUCGCCCGACCGCUUCAAAUGCUGCAAGAACAGAAAGUGACGCGCCAACAGCGUCGGAGCCGUCGGAUGCGCCACCUUUCGCCUCUCGCGCAGGGGUCUACUCCAAAGCCUACGAGGCACAGACGCUGCAGAGGUUGCGCGAUGCCGCUCGACAGUCGCAAGCGCAAACCGCACAGUAG
This is a messenger RNA of Moesziomyces antarcticus, 1134 nucleotides long. RefSeq names its product DnaJ-domain-containing protein. Gene Ontology annotation, cellular component: spliceosomal complex. The coding region runs from base 1 to 1134 and encodes 377 amino acids. Lineage: Eukaryota; Fungi; Basidiomycota; Ustilaginomycetes; Ustilaginales; Ustilaginaceae. The record is from RefSeq and is a predicted model, not a curated record. Gene Ontology annotation, biological process: spliceosomal complex disassembly. The transcript has a single exon.